Molecule: messenger RNA, 426 nt
Organism: Gilbertella persicaria
Lineage: Eukaryota; Fungi; Mucoromycota; Mucoromycetes; Mucorales; Choanephoraceae
Exons: 1
Coding region: 1-426 (141 amino acids)
Source: RefSeq, a predicted model, not a curated record
AUGGCUUUUGAAAACGGCAGCAACAGCGUCAUUCAAGCUCGACCUGACUAUCGAGCAGAUGUGUAUAACUCGUCUUGCUCGAUAGAGUCAACAAAUCUUUACGGGGAGUUGAAGCCAAAAGGCACGAAGUUUAGUGAUCUCUUGCAAGAUUUCUACAAGGUUACACUCUUUGGCAAGAUCGAUCUCAAGUCCUCAAACACAGGGGUAGUGAUGACUUUCCGCUCGGUGGACAAUUUUGUCCAACACUACUUGCACUUCCGUGCCAUUAACUUCGGGUUUGUGUGUCUGUCUCUUGGGGAGGUUGAGGUGCCUAUAACAAAAGGUACUUGUAUGUCAAUUCUUGCUUCUCUUCCUUUUCUGUGCGAGCUGGCAUAUAUUUAUGACCAUGCUUGUUUAAAUCAUACUGAAGCCUUGGUGCCAUACUAA